ACACAUGAUCGUGUUCUCCCGAUGGCAAUGAAACCUGUUUUAGCGAUCGCUAUCGCCAAGGUCGUUCAGCCUACGUACUUCUACGUUUCGUACGACCGUGUUACAUUAUCAGUGUUACGGUUGUUGCGGUGUGAGAAAGAUGCAGCUCAUCAGACAGACAUUCGUUGUGUUUAUAUUGUUUCUGAAUCGUUUUAGUCAUGGAGAUCGCUCGUUUAUGGCAUAUUUAGAGCGAAACCGGAUCGAACAAGUGAUGAUGCCAAAUGUUCGUGAAUCACUAGAUGAUUGUCAUAUGAGGUACUACAAACACAAUAUACCGACGCAAGAAUAUUCUGUUUUUGAUCGGCCCCGUUUAAAGUUCCGCGAGAUCCCCCAUCUAGCGUUGAUUGGAUGGACUGGAUCGGAUGGAAUCGUGCAAUGGAACUGCAUCGGAAUGUUAGUGUGGGAGAAUUUUGUGUUAACUACGGCUCGCUGCACUAGAAACGAAAAUCUCGUGGCUCCCGAUGUGACGCGUAUGGGAAAUCCCAAUCAACAAGCUGCUGGUGAAGUGCAACAGAUAAAAAUCGCCCAAGUUAUACGGCACGCGGAGUAUAGGGAGUAUAGCCGGCAGCAUGAUAUUGCUUUGUUACGAUUGGAGACAAAGGUGGAACUGGACGCUUUAGUGGUUCCGGCCUGUCUGUGGAACAAGGAAGAGAUGGACUUUCGUAACUUGGAAGCGGCACAAUGGAGUGUGGUAGGAUCUGAAACUGUUUCAAAAGUAACUGUUCAUCCUGUAUCAGUUGAUUGUGAUAAAGCCGUAGAAAUGAGAUCGCAAAGUAGCAACGAUACUGUGCAGAGUUCUGAUUUGUGCGUUGAUAGCAUCGAGACGGAUUCAUGUUUGAGUAACUCUGGUGGAUUUCUUCAAGUAUCGUUACACCACAAUUCGAAGGUGUCUCCAUUCGUCGUUGCCAUCGGUUCCCCUUUCAAUGGUUCCUGCGCAAAAUCAAAACCUUCACUUUAUACGAAAGUGUCCCCAUACGUCCAGUGGAUACGUUCCACGAUUGAGGCUAGUGGAGAAGAGUCAUGGGAGUGGAAGUUCAGAGAAGCCGAGUGUGCUCUUCGCUAUGUAAACCUAAGACCCUACGAAAAGGAUGUGUUGAUCGGUGAAACGGAUGCCAACGUGUUGGUGACGCCGGCUAGUAGACAUAUCGAACCGAAGUACACACAUGCGAUGGUGGAAAUACACUUCGGAUACUUUAUGAACACGCAGGAAUGUCAUGGUCUGAUAAUAGACGAGGAUACCGUACUGACGUUGGCCCAGUGCACCACCAAAUAUGGAAAACGAGCUAUGUAUGUUAUGUACCUGGGCAAUGAGCGGAACUCUGUUGUGAAGCAUUACAACCAUCCGGGAUAUCGCGAGGGACAGCUUCACAAUGACGUUGGAUUAUUGAAGAUGAAAAUGCACUUUACUUUCUUCGCAUCCUUUGUACCGUACUGUAUUUGGCAUGGUGACGAACUUCCUGAAGGCAAGGUAGAGCUGACCGGUAAUGGAAGGCGCGAUCUUAACUACUUCAGCCUGCACGAUAAAUCUGUGGAUGUGUUUGAGCCUCAAUCUACUCAGUUGAUAACACGUGCUGAUGUGUUUCCUAUUAAAAACUGCUCUUAUCCGGAGGAGUUCUCGAGCAACUUGACACGAGGAUUAACUGAGGAACAUCUCUGCUUUGGCAACGAACCGUACAUUGUUCCGGAAACAUGUGACCAAGCGCUCGGUGGUCCAAUCGGAGGACAAGUGGACAAAUUGAACAAACCUUUUCGAUACGCGUACGCACUGAAUUUGCAUGGACGAGACUGUGGGUUUGGUUGGUCUUCAUUAGGCGUACGGCUCGCUGGCCAUGCUAACUGGCUAAAGUCUAUAUUGCUACCCGACUACAGGAAAGAUAGUGGAUCACUACACUUCUUCCAUUCGGAUUUGGAAGAAAAUGACACCUGCCGGCAUGUAGAUGGUACGGAUGGACUCUGUGUGGAUGUGGCAAGAUGUCCCAAGAUACGGUAUGAAUUUUCAGUCAACCGUAGGGUGGUGUUUUGUAACGCUUCUAAUGUUGUUUGCUGUCCGUAUGAAAAUAUGUUGAAUGAAACAACGCCGGCUGGUCGGGAGCUGAACGAAUGCGAAGAUCGCUACAAGGAGGAUCGUAUACGUACAGGCGAAAAGUUGCUUGGAUCUGGACCUGUUGGUGAUGAAUUUCCACAUCUUGUUGCGAUCGGUUGGCAGAUGAAUGGAUAUGGAAAAGUGCGUUGGAAUUGCAGAGGAACCAUCAUUACCUCGACAGCAAUUUUGACGAGUGGGAAAUGUGUACAGCAACAACCAAACACACCGUCUUUUGUUCGGCUAGGAAUGAAUGAUACAGCUCCGAUGGUUGAUGUGCAAGAAAUAACCAAACAUCCAAAGUAUGAUCCAGUCACUGGCAAGAACGAUAUAGCAGUGAUUAAAUUGAAGGAUUCUAUUGCACAAAGAGCAUCAACGAAAUUUCCUGCCUGUGUCUGGACCAACCAAACUCAUACACCCUUCAAAAUGAUUCAGCUUGUGAUUAAUGAAACGGCGGACUCUUACGUUUUCCCAACCGCUAAAUACAACAAAGAUUGCGAAGAAUUAGUGGAAGGGAUAGCCUCCAAUCAACUUUGUGUUGAUGUACAGCCUCCGAGCACGAUCGUUUCCGAAGGAGAUCCUAUGUUUUGGUCUAAAACACUACAGGACGGUACGAGCAUACAGUAUUUGGUAGGAAUUAUGAGUUAUGCUGCAGCAAACGACAAAUCGGUGAAUGUUCACAGCCGCAUGUCAUCGUACUUUGAGUGGAUAAAGAGUGUUUUGUAGAUGAACUACUUGUUUCACUGUAUUACAAAAAUACACCCAUUUUACAAUCGAAUUCAAUAUAAUGAGGAGAUGGAAAAAUGAAAUAAACUUGAUUCGUUCAAUCGAUCCAA
Anopheles funestus (African malaria mosquito) is the source of this 2955-nucleotide messenger RNA. RefSeq lists its product as uncharacterized. Gene Ontology annotation, molecular function: serine-type endopeptidase activity. The record is from RefSeq and is a predicted model, not a curated record. NCBI's taxonomy places the organism in Eukaryota, Metazoa, Arthropoda, Insecta, Diptera, Culicidae. Bases 140 to 2845 code for a protein of 901 amino acids. The transcript is spliced from 11 exons. Gene Ontology annotation, biological process: proteolysis.